This is a messenger RNA of Arvicanthis niloticus (Nile rat), 3765 nucleotides long. It is a transcript of the gene Gnal, whose product is annotated as G protein subunit alpha L. Gene Ontology annotation, cellular component: heterotrimeric G-protein complex; cytoplasm. Gene Ontology annotation, molecular function: GTP binding; G protein-coupled receptor binding; GTPase activity. Gene Ontology annotation, biological process: adenylate cyclase-activating dopamine receptor signaling pathway; sensory perception of chemical stimulus. The record is from RefSeq and is a predicted model, not a curated record. NCBI's taxonomy places the organism in Eukaryota, Metazoa, Chordata, Mammalia, Rodentia, Muridae.
UGAGCGCUGUUUCCCCAGAAGGUUCCUAAGACGACCUGCCUUUAAGGAGCGUUUCCCUGGGCGCUCCUGCCUCCCGGCGCCGUUAGCCGGGAGCGUGCAGUGGGCAGGGGAGGGAGAAGCCGAUACGAUCGCAGAUCCCCGGGAGACCUGGCCGUCUCUUUCAGUAUCAGAGAGCGGAGAAGUCGUCGCAGGAGCGCACAUCUCGGGGUCUCCCUGGCUCUGGUGCGCCUUCCUACUUGCCUGAGCGGAGUGCGAGCCAGCAGGCAUGGGGUGUUUGGGCAACAGCAGCAAGACCGCGGAAGAUCAGGGCGUGGAUGAAAAAGAACGCCGAGAGGCCAACAAAAAGAUAGAGAAGCAGUUGCAGAAAGAGCGCCUGGCUUACAAAGCGACUCACCGCCUGCUGCUUCUGGGGGCUGGUGAGUCCGGGAAAAGCACCAUCGUCAAACAGAUGAGAAUCCUGCAUGUCAAUGGCUUCAACCCCGAGGAAAAGAAGCAGAAAAUUCUGGACAUCAGGAAAAAUGUCAAAGAUGCUAUCGUGACAAUCGUUUCAGCCAUGAGUACCAUCAUACCUCCAGUUCCACUGGCCAACCCUGAGAACCAGUUCCGGUCAGAUUAUAUCAAGAGCAUAGCCCCUAUCACUGACUUUGAAUAUUCCCAGGAGUUCUUUGACCAUGUGAAGAAGCUGUGGGAUGAUGAGGGAGUGAAGGCCUGCUUUGAGAGAUCCAACGAGUACCAGCUGAUCGACUGUGCACAAUACUUCCUGGAAAGGAUUGACAGCGUCAGUCUGGUUGACUACACGCCCACAGACCAGGACCUGCUCAGAUGCAGAGUGCUGACAUCAGGAAUCUUUGAGACACGCUUCCAAGUGGACAAAGUGAACUUUCACAUGUUUGAUGUUGGAGGCCAGCGAGAUGAGAGAAGAAAAUGGAUCCAGUGUUUUAAUGAUGUCACUGCCAUCAUUUAUGUGGCAGCCUGCAGUAGCUACAACAUGGUGAUCCGGGAAGAUAACAACACCAACAGACUUCGGGAAUCACUGGACCUGUUUGAAAGCAUCUGGAAUAACAGGUGGUUACGAACCAUUUCUAUCAUCCUGUUCUUGAACAAACAAGAUAUGCUGGCAGAAAAAGUCUUGGCAGGGAAGUCAAAAAUCGAAGACUAUUUCCCGGAGUAUGCCAACUAUACUGUCCCUGAAGAUGCCACACCAGAUGCAGGAGAAGAUCCCAAAGUUACAAGAGCCAAGUUCUUUAUCCGGGAUCUGUUCUUGAGGAUCAGCACAGCCACAGGUGACGGCAAACAUUACUGCUACCCUCACUUCACCUGCGCCGUGGACACAGAGAACAUCCGCAGAGUGUUCAACGAUUGUCGUGACAUCAUCCAGAGGAUGCACCUCAAGCAGUACGAACUCUUGUGAGGGCUGCCUACCCCUCCCCCUCCUCCUCACUGCCACCUCUCCUCCCUCUUGACUACCCCUUGAGGCGGUGUAUCUCCCUAGCCUGCGUGUCUGUCCACCCCAAGCCAUGGUAGGGCAUAGUGAGUGUCUAGUGUCAUCGGGCUGCCGUCUGUCCUGUCCUAGGUAUGCCUACAUGUGACCACCAAGCCUCUGGCUACCUCUGUUCCCCAAGGUUUGGUUCUGUGACUUUGUUUUCACUGGACUAAACAGCCUCCCACCGCCAAUUUGUAUCACUGCAAAGUCACCAACUCUCACUUGGGUGAUACGGCAGUGGGUUUUCUCUGGGUGGGAAUCUAUUUAUUCUUUGACUGAAUGGUUGAUGGGUUGAAUCAUCAGAGACAGCUUGGUGAGUGGGGAAAUACAUUGUUUUCAAGUUAUCAAGCAUGAUCACAAAACCAUCUGGACAGUACCAUACACUUGAUUUUUUUUCCCCUUUAUAAAAUGUCAGGCUACCAGGUGUCUGCCCCUUCUGGUCUGCAUUGGCCCAAGGCUUAAAGUAGACCCAAGUCAGCAACAGAACAAGAGGAACUUUUUCAGCCACAGUUGCAAUGGCUGUAAGCUUUGGGCACUUGUGUUAGAGCACUUCUUGGAGCCUUUUACACUUGGGCAGAAAACCUGCCACAUUCACCACUGCAAAUGGUGUCCUGUCUAUAAACAAGGGGUUCUCUACACCUUCAUGAUAGCUGGGCAUCGUCCUUCCUAUCUUCUUUCUGUUGUUGCUUCACUAGACUGUACAGACCACAAGAUGUAAUACUCUUUUCUAUGACUACUCAAGAAACCUCCUUGUAGAGUUCUGUGCCUUGGUGGCAGCCACACCUGUAAGGACACAUGUCCCAACUGUGCCCAGCAGCUUGCACACAGCCUGCUGCUUCACAGUGGCAAAUCAGUAGUAUCUGUUCACCUUAGGAUACCUUUAUUGGGUUGGUACUUCUGGAAGACUCGUUGAUUUUAGAAUCACCCACUUCACCAGUAGUAAGAUGCUGCUGCUAUCAUCCCAACACUGAAACUAUCGCAGCUGCCCGCUUUUACUGCCCCGAACCUCAGCUGCUACAAACACUGGGACGACCCACUUCUGAGGCAUACAUUACAAUCAAUUCUUUCUUCAGGGUACUAAGGGGUCCCCCCCCCCAGCCCUGCCAAGAUGAAAUGUUUCUCAUGACCCCUUCAAGUUCUGUAGGCAGGAGCAGGCCAACCAUCCCUUAGUUAAGUUCUCUACACAGUCCACCAAACAAGAAACCAGUGGUCAGAGGAAAGCAUAGUGGUGUCAGUGUUGUAUAUGACUGAUGACAAUAAGGAUGGCGUCUUCUGAAGAUGAAAUACUGCGAAGCUACUCAUCUCCUGUCUGUCUCUCUAUCUGCGUUGCUAGGGAUGAGCCCAGCACCUAGUGCAUGCUAGGCAAGCAAGCGCUCUACUGCUAGUCCAUAUCCCCAGCCAUCGCUCCAGCCCCCACAAAAGCCUUUAUUUUAAAUAUAAAGACAAAAUAAAUGGCUGUCCCUCACAUGUGUGAGAUCUGCAAAUGCAACCUCGAGUGACGGUAGGACACCUAGAAAACAACACGCUCACUCUGUCUAAGCCUGAGGCUUGGGAGGUGGGGGGUCAUUCUCUUAGGCUUAAAGUUAUCUGUAAAGAUGUCCAAAGUUAAGUUCCUAACAGUACAAAUAGGAAGAAGUAACAGCCUGCAUUGCUCAUUCAUCUCCUUACUGUCGCUUCAAGUUUAUUCUGUAAACCAGCAUUGUAGAAAUGCUCUAAAAACUCGCUCUGGCUAAGAUGCUCUUCCAUGGAAGGGCACAGCACAUUCCUCAGCUCCUCAUCGCUGUCUUCUCGUGCCACUCUGUAGCUUUGCACAAAACUUCCAUCUGAAGCCAGGCAAUGAGGGUGCACACCUUUAGUCUCAGCACUUGGGAAACAGAGGCAGGCAGAUCUCUGAGUUCGAGGCCAGCCUGGUCUACAGAGUGAGUUCCAAAACAACCGGGGCUGCACAGAGAAACCCUGUCUCAAACAAAACAAGUUUCCAUCUGAACUGAAACAUGAAGUGACAGUGACUUCCAGUUCCCCUGCACUCUCAAAGCAAAGCAAGAAGAAAAACGUGCAUACAUACACACACACACACACACACACACACACACACACACACACAAGUGAGGUUUUAUCCUAUAGUGUACAUUACUACCCAACAGUUCCCUGCUCACUAAAUGACUAUUGAAAAGUUCUGAUGGGGCUGAAUGUAUACCCCCGAUGAAGCAUGUGCUUAGCUCAAUCAAAAGAAAAGAAAUAUAAAUAAAAUUAAAUCACUAGAAAAGAUCCAGACUUCUUAA